AGGCGGUUGCUGCGCCCGGUGCUGGGGUCGCUGCCUGAGGCGCAGGCGCCGUGAACUCAGCCCUCCCCGGUGCUCCGCUCGCAGCGGGCUAGUCAUGGCGACCGACAAGAGGCCGUUCCACCUGGUGGUGUUUGGCGCCUCGGGCUUCACCGGCCAGUUCGUGACGGAGGAGGUGGCCCGGGAGCAGGUGGACCCGGGGCGGAGCGCCCACCUGCCCUGGGCCGUGGCGGGCCGCAGCCGGGAGAAGCUGCAGCGAGUGCUGGAUAGGGCUGCCUUGAAGCUGGGAAGACCAUCACUGUCAACUGAAGUUGGAAUAAUAAUUUGUGAUAUCAGUAAUCCAGCCUCACUUGAUGAAAUGGCUAAACAGGCAGCAGUUGUCCUCAAUUGUGUAGGACCAUAUCGCUUUUAUGGAGAACCUGUAGUAAAAGCAUGUGUUGAAAAUGGAACUAGCUGUGUUGACAUCUGUGGAGAACCUCAGUUUCUGGAACUAAUGUACUGGAAGUAUCAUGAGAAAGCUGCAGAAAAAGGAGUUUAUAUCAUCGGAAGCUGUGGUUUUGACUGUAUUCCAGCAGAUCUGGGAGUAUUAUAUACCAAAAGUAAAAUGAAUGGUACUUUGACUGCUGUGGAAAGUUUCCUGACUCUACAUUCAGGUCCUGAGGGUUUGUGUAUUCAUGAUAGUACCUGGAAGUCAGCAGUUUAUGGCUUUGGAGACCAGAGUAAUUUGAAAAAACUACGAAAAAAGUCAAAUCUGAAACCUGUUCCUAUCAUUGGUCCAAAAUUGAAAAGAAGGUGGCUAAUUUCUUACUGCAGAGAACUCAACAGUUACUCCAUUCCUUUUUUGGGAGCGGAUGUGUCUGUUGUGAAGCGAACUCAGCGUUACUUACAUGAAAAUUCAGAGGAAUCACCUGUUCAGUAUGCUGCUUAUUUAACUGUGGGAGGCAUCACCUCUGUAAUUAAGCUGAUGUUUGCAGGACUUUUCUUUUUAUUCUUUGCGAGGUUUGGCAUUGGAAGGCAACUUCUCAUAAAAUUCCCACGGCUCUUCUCAUUUGGUUAUUUUUCAAAACAAGGUCCAACACAAAAACAGAUGGAUGCCUCAUCAUUUACAAUGACAUUCUUUGGUCAAGGAUACAACCAAGGUUUUGGUGCCGAUAAGAGCAAACCAAAUAUCAAAAUUUGUACUCAGGUGAAAGGACCAGAGGCUGGCUAUGUGGCUACCCCCAUAGCCAUGGUACAGGCAGCCAUGACCCUUCUAAAUGAUGCCUCUUCUCUUCCUAAGGGGGGCGGGGUCUUCACACCGGGAGCGGCUUUCUCCAGAACAAAGUUGAUUGACAGACUCAGCCAACGUGGCAUUGAAUUUAGUGUCAUUAGCAGCUCUGAAGUCUAAACUCAUUUGAAGAAUUAACUGGUUAUGAAAUGCCUGAAUUAACAGCAUUUUUUAUUUGAUAUUUGAAAUUCUUCUGUAAGUCUGUUUGACUACAGGUGGAAAAGAUUGUCAAAUCUAAAUAUGUAUACAUUAAAAGCAGGAAAUUGUAUUAGCUUACCUAAAUUUCAAAUCUUAGCUGAUUUUGUGAUUUUAUUGAUUGUGAGAGAGAACUAAUACUUGAUUGACUUUUUCAUUGAAGACUUCAUGGUCAAUUUUUAUAAUGGUGAUAGAGGGAGGGGUUGGUAUCUCUAUCUGUGUUGCUAACAGAUUCCUUGAUGAGGUACUCAGGCUGGUGUUCCUGUAAGGCAGUUACUGCUGCUUUCCUUGCCAUGAUAUUGAGUGGGAUUUUACUUUCUGAUGAGUCUAUGUAUUGUGUGGGUCUUUGCUAAAUGAAACUGCACUUUUUGCCAUUUUUUUAGUUUUUAACCCAUCUACACUGACUGAUUUUGGAUUGUUACCUGAGUUGAAUAAUAAAGUAUUGUCAAUUGAAUGGUGUUUUGUGUAUAGACCUAU
Messenger RNA from Talpa occidentalis (Iberian mole), 1936 nucleotides. RefSeq names its product saccharopine dehydrogenase (putative) (gene SCCPDH). Lineage: Eukaryota; Metazoa; Chordata; Mammalia; Eulipotyphla; Talpidae. The transcript is spliced from 12 exons. Gene Ontology annotation, cellular component: plasma membrane; lipid droplet; mitochondrion. Gene Ontology annotation, biological process: glycolipid biosynthetic process. Bases 95 to 1384 code for a protein of 429 amino acids. The record is from RefSeq and is a predicted model, not a curated record.